UCGAAACACUAAACCAACUGUCACAAUGUGAGAGUUGUGCUAUAUCUGAUAUGUAUGCUCAAAGUUUGUAUUGUAUUAAAUAUUCAAAUAAUUUUGAAUAGUCGAUUUACAUAUUUAAUCAACAUCACGUGGACUGGACUACAUAAUUUAAUUGCUGGUAAUUAAUCACACGCCUCUUGCGACGAAUAUAAAACACGCCCACUCAGAGUUUGAGAAACCAGUUGACACACGAAACCCUUCAAAUAACAAGCAUGGAACGGGAACAGCAACUUGAACGGGAAACGGAACUGGAACGACAACGGAGCUAUAAUGACUUCACCUACAUACCGAACAUGAUACUCAAGUCGCUGGGCAUCGACUUUCUGAACAGCCCGAAGCCACUGUGGCAGGAUGUCUUACUAAAGACUUAUUCAAUCAUUUGCUUUCUGAGCCAUUGGCAUAUUUUCUAUUAUUUAAUACUACGCACAAUUCAAUGGGAUGAACUUGCCGGAAAUCCUGUGCUCAUCAUGCGAUUCGCCAUCGUCUACUUCUUUACGGCCAACUCGGAUGUGAAAUUCAUCAUAUUUCUAUACUAUCGAAGGCGAUUGCGUAUACUCAACGAUAAGCUAGAAGAACUUUAUCCGCAUGGAGAUGAACACUGCAGAAAAUAUCGGGUUAACGAUUUCUUUUGGCCACGCAUUGCGCGUUAUGGAUUUUACUACUAUUAUUUUGUGGUCGUAUUUGUUGUACUCGGUCCUCUCACUCAAUCUAUUAUAAUGUAUCUUUAUCAAUACUUUACGGUCGAUAGCGAAGCCAAAUUCAUUUUGCUAAGUACAUUUCCCAUGAAACGUUUCGAGACAAUGUCGUUGUGGAAGAACAUCUUGACUCUAGUGGUCGACUUUGCCUUCAGUCAUUUUGUAAUGAACGUUAAUCUGGGCACCGAUGUCUGGAUGAUGUGUCAUUCGGCCCAAAUCUGUAUGCAUUUUGCCCAUCUGGGACGUCAACUCGCAGAAUAUAGGCCACAAAGACAGCGAGCGGAGGAGGAUUGCGAAUUUCUCGUCAAUUUUGUGCGCCGACAUCAGCGUUUGUUUGACUUGCAGAAAGAACUGAAUGAUAUAUUUGGCAUCUUGCUGGCCUACAACUUAUUCUCCACAGCCAGCACACUCUGCUGCGUUAUCUUCUACACAAUUCUUCAGGGUCUCAAUCGCGAAGGCAUCGGUUUCAUGUUGUUCUUCUUCAGCUCAUCCGCACAGUUCUUUAUGGUCAGCUACUACGGCCAACAAUUGAUUGAUUGGAGCCAAAACAUUGCGAUGGCUGCCUACACACACAAUUGGUAUGAUGCAUCCGUAAAGUAUCGCAGAUAUUUGCUUAUGAUAAUGCAACGUGCUCAGCGACCAGCCGAACUUUCCGCCAAGGGCGUCAUCAUUAUAUCAUUGGACACCUUCAAGAAGAUGAUUGGUAUAACAUAUCAAUUCUUUGCGGUCAUACGCAGAAUACUGGGCAAAUAAAUGAACAACUGAUGCAGCUCAAGAUGAUCUGGCAGCUUAACACAAACAAGUCAAUUAAACUGCACUCAGCCCAAGGUAAAAUGUGAAAAUGAUUCAGCAAAUUACACAAAAUAUUUACCUGUGGGAUAACUCACUCAUAUUUUUCUUGAUUUGUCUGCUUGCCAAAUUUAAUUGGUUAAAAGCAAAUGAGGAAACAGUAUUCGGUUGGUCAACACAAUAGAUUUGGGGCGUAAAUUAUUCAAAUGCCAUAUGAAUAUACUCGUACAUAUUUAUGUAUUCAUGUUCAUUUGGCAUGCAAAUACGCAGCGUUCUCUGAUUAGCCGCGGCAACAUCAAGUUUAAAAGCUUCAAAUAAAUUUGAGGCACAGCUUGGGACCGCCUUAAUAUACUCGUCUCAAAAUAUUUUGUACCCAUUACAAGAGAAGCAGCGAGGGUAGAUUUGUUCAUGUAACUAAUGAAAAAAUCA
This is a messenger RNA of Drosophila sulfurigaster albostrigata, 1952 nucleotides long. It is a transcript of the gene Or49a, whose product is annotated as odorant receptor 49a. NCBI's taxonomy places the organism in Eukaryota, Metazoa, Arthropoda, Insecta, Diptera, Drosophilidae. Gene Ontology annotation, cellular component: plasma membrane. Gene Ontology annotation, biological process: sensory perception of smell; detection of chemical stimulus involved in sensory perception of smell. The coding region runs from base 252 to 1487 and encodes 411 amino acids. The transcript is spliced from 4 exons. Gene Ontology annotation, molecular function: odorant binding; olfactory receptor activity. The record is from RefSeq and is a predicted model, not a curated record.